Messenger RNA from Prunus avium (sweet cherry), 1005 nucleotides. The record is from RefSeq and is a predicted model, not a curated record. NCBI's taxonomy places the organism in Eukaryota, Viridiplantae, Streptophyta, Magnoliopsida, Rosales, Rosaceae.
AAACAACAAAGCUGCCUUUAAUGCAGUACUUACACUUAGAAAUUGGUCCUCUCUGUCACAUUUUUCUUGCAGCACAUACUCAGAAAUUGGUCCUCUCUGUUCUCUGUGUUGUAACUUGUGUUUAUCAAUGUUGUCAUUUCUGUGUGCUGCUCUCAUGGUUCUCUAUGUUCCUUUGCCUCCAGAGGACCGCUUCUCUGAGUUUGAAUUAAUCCCUGAGGAGGAUAAUAUCAGAACCCACCAACUGGAAAUGAUCAGCAGCAACAUGCUGAAUGGUUUGAGGAGCAGCUGGAAGCUGAUCUCAAAUGGUCUUUUGCUUUGAAUGGUGUGUUGCAUGCAGCAACAAGCGAGUUCUACGACAUAGUUCUUUUGGACACAAAGCGAUUUGGAAAGGCUCUGGUGAUCGAUGGGAAGUUGCAGAAUGCUGAAAGAGAUGAGUUUAUUUACCAUGAAUGCUUGGUUCAUCCUGCUCUUUUACUACAUGACAACCCAAAAACAAUAUUUAUAAUGGGAGGUGGCGAAGGGUCAACAGCAAGAGAGUCACUAAAGCACAAAGAUGUAGAGAAAGUUAUCAUGUGUGACAUUGACAGGAUGAUUGUCGAUUUUUGCCGAGAACAUCUGACAGAAAAUCAGGAGGCGUCUCGUGACGAUAAGCUCCACAUUGUUUUCAACGAUGCAAAGGAUGAGCUAGAGAAAACUGAAGAAAAGUUUGAUGUGAUUGUGGGAGACCUACCAGAUCCAAUAGAGGGAGGGCCUUGCAAUGACCUUUACACCAAACCCUUCUAUGAGCAAGUCAUAAAACCCCACCUCAAAGACAAUGGCAUCUUUGUCACUCAAGCUGGUCUGGCAGGAAUUCUUUCCCAUAAGGAUAUCUUCACUUCAAUAUACAACACUGUAAAACAUGUGUUCAAAUAUGUGAUUGCAUACACAGCUCAUGUGCCAUCUUAUGCAGAUUCAAGUGGAUGGGUUUUGGUAAGUACUAAUUAAGUAAUUAACCACCAUGAAAUU